Molecule: messenger RNA, 834 nt
Organism: Pyrenophora tritici-repentis Pt-1C-BFP
Lineage: Eukaryota; Fungi; Ascomycota; Dothideomycetes; Pleosporales; Pleosporaceae
Source: RefSeq, a predicted model, not a curated record
AUGCAUCUGCACCACGACACGAGGCAAUACCUGCUGCAUCUUCACCAAGCGUGCGAGUGCAAGAUGGAUUGUAGCAAACCGAACCCCAAGGAAGCUCCACGCGAUGCGCGCGUUACUGGAAGCCGAUCACCCACACCACCCCCGUCCGAAGUACCCCCAUCUUCGACAUGUGAGCCCAAGUUCGCCAACCCCCGUCAGACGGCCCCAUCUGCCGCGGCACCGCCCAGACGUACCUUCUUCGACCCUUGGAACAGCUCUGGUACAGGCCAUCAACGCGCGGAAAAUCGCCUUUCUGGCUCUACCGAGUGGCGCACCUCGCGCAAUCUCAAGCUUGUAGAGCAAUUCAGGGCCGGUAUAGACGGGGGUAAGAGGGUGGCCGACACCGUGGGCGCAGGGAGUGACGACUCUGCCAAGCAUGGCCGCAACGUCAAUGGUACUUGGGCGAAGGAUGCAAAGAGCCUCAGGACAGGGGGCCAACAGAGCCUUGCAGAAGCAUGGGCUUCCAACAACAAGGCGAGCUGGAACCUGCCACAGGAUAGUCACGUCGAGACUACUGAAAUGCAACAUGAGCAACCAUUAUCAAACGACGACCAUACUGACGAGCAAGGUAUAUCUGCAACCUCACUGCACAGACGCAACAACAAUAAUAACAGUGCACAGCAGGAUCUCAAGUCAGGUGGCAAGGCUGUCAAGUUCAUCAACGCAGAAUGUAUCAAGGCAGGACGACGCCUCACUGAAUCGCGGUACUCGCCACUGAGGCUCACACCGAAAGGCCAAAACAGCAUUGCAGGCAUGAUGCGCGGUGGUGUUCCUUCUAACAAAGAGCAAGGAUAA